CCCGACCAACUACUAUUCAUAAAGCGUGCAGUCAUCUCGCUGAGACUUACAGCAGCUUCCUGUUCUUCAUGGGGUUAAUGUUUGUGAUCUUGCUGUCCUGUCUCUCUGCCGUGAUGGUUAGAGGACUGUCAAAUGUGACUGUCUCACAAGAACCAGUUAAAGUCGUAGUUGGAGAAGAUGCCAUCCUGGGAUGCCACCUGGAGCCCCCACUCAACGCAACGACUCUAGGAGUGCACUGGUUACAGGAAGUGCAUUGGAAACGCAAUGAAGUUAUUGUGCACAUCUACCGAGCUAUGAAGGACGAUCUAAUUAAGCAGGACGAGAACUUCACAAAUAGAACAUCUCUGUUCCAUGAUGAAAUGGCCAGAGGAAAUAUUUCACUUAAACUGACCAACGUAACUAAACGUGAUGAAGGAAACUACACCUGCCAUGUUCCCAGUCUGAAAAGUAAGAUCAGGAAAGGCAACGUUACCCUCAUUGUUGAGCCAAGGGAGGAAACCAACCAAGGAAAUCGGACCAAUAACUCUGUUUUUCCCACAGAGCCAGAGCCAGAGCCAGAGGGUCUCGAUUGCACUGCUAAAAUUGGCAUUGCCUGUGGCAUCGGUGCUGUACUACUACUACUACUGAUUGGUGUCACUGUUGCCAUUUACAAAGGCUACAAAUGUCAACAGACCAACACAGCACCAAAUAGAGAUUAUGACAUGGUGGCUCCAGAGGCAGAGGCACAGGCAGAGCUAGGGCCAGAGGCACAGCCAGGGCCAGAAGCACAGGCACAGCCAGGGCCAGAGGCACAGGCACAGCCAGGGCCAGAGGCACAGGCACAGCCAGGGCCAGAGGCACAGGCACAGCCAGGGCCAGAGGCACAGCCAGGGCCAGAAGCACAGGCACAGCCAGGGCCAGAAGCACAGGCACAGCCAGGGCCAGAAGCACAGGCACAGCUAGGGCCAGAGGCACAGCCAGGGCCAGAAGCACAGGCAGGGCCAGAAGCACAGGCACAGCCAGGGCCAGAAGCACAGGCACAGCCAGGGCCAGAAGCACAGGCACAGCCAGGGCCAGAGGCACAGGCACAGCCAGGGCCAGAGGCACAGGCACAGCCAGGGCCAGAAGCACAGGCACAGCCAGGGCCAGAAGCACAGGCACAGCCAGGGCCAGAGGCACAGGCACAGCCAGGGCCAGAGGCACAGCCAGGGCCAGAAGCACAGGCACAGCCAGGGCCAGAAGCACAGGCAGGGCCAGAGGCACAGGCAGAGCUAGGGCCAGAGGCACAGCCAGGGCCAGAAGCACAGGCAGAGCCAGGGCCAGAAGCACAGGCAGAGCCAGGGCCAGAAGCACAGGCAGAGCCAGGGCCAGAGCCAGAGGCACAGGCAGAGGCAGAGCCAGAGCCAGAGCCAGAGCCAGAGCCAAAUAAUGAUCAUGGUCCGAGUGUAAGUCCAUACAGGAGAGGACACAACAGGCAAAGCAACCAAUAAUAACAACAAGGACAAUCCAGCCAGCCACCAAUCUCGAAAACCCAUCGGCUAUCAGUCUGAAAACAAUAAACCUCUUAGGGCAAUGACCAGUACUGCAGGUGGAUAUCCAGGCCAAGUCUCCAUCUUCCUCUGGUCAUUUUGGCUCAUCUAUAAAAAUAUAUCUGUGUAUGAAAACAGAUAAUUGAAAAACAAAACUAAUUUAAAGCUCAGUCGCCAUUGAUGAUAGGCAAUGGCUUCUGAAUUGCAUUCCCACUAAUGUGUUCAACUUUUCCACAUGGACUGUUUACCUGCGGCUCAAACAUGAUGGGUCAAUACAACUCAGACUAGGCCGACAAAUAGAAAGUAGACCACUCUAGGUUCGUGGAAGGGGGUAAUGAUCGAGAGAGAGAGAGACACCAGUGAGUAAUUAGGACACAGAAUGCAGUUAUAGAAAAUUAAGUGUAUUAACAAAAUAUGAACACACACAAAUUUACACUCUCAGCUGUCAAAUAACCUAUUUCCCAUUUGUCUUGGGUGCACCCUUAAAAAUAAUGUGUGUCUUAGAAAAAUAAAAUGGAUCCGUCCACUCUCCUUGAGAGAAAGAAACCAGUUCUGUUCACUUCCCCUCUGAAGUCUAAAAGUCACCGUCCUACCGCACCACAGCAGCGUAGAAGAAGGAAGAAUGAAGAAGAUUCUCAAUUCAGGUGCUCAACACGGGUAGCUCGCCACUCUCCCUCCAGGGAGAGAAUCAGUGUCAAAUCCAAGUCCAAUCCAGGAAGCAAGGAAUCCAAGGGUAUCUAUAAAAACAGCCUGUAUUAACAUAACAGGUGAUUUAUAGCAUAUGUAUCUCCAGUCAGCUCUUUUAAAUGUUGUUUUAACACUUAACGGUUUGAAUAGCUUUUAGCCAUUUUAGUUAACUCUUUUUAAUGGCUUUUAACUAUUUUUUACACUUUUUUUUAACUGUACAGUAUAAUCUUUUUAUCAAUAUCAAUAUGAAAUACAACCUUAUAAAUUAACCCACAACUUUUGGAAUGACGCCGAUUGUCGCGGAUUCGCAUCAUACCACUUCCAAUCAGACUGCAGCUGAGAUAGGGUUUCAAGUGGGAAUUGGGAACACAAUAACUUCUGAUCACAACAAGCCGGUUCUGGUAGUAUGCUUUCAAAAUGGCGGAAGGGGGACCAAAGGGGGUGGGGCACGGUGUUGUGACGACAUCUCCUCAAGCCUAAUACAUUUCUAUGUUACCAUGCUGCCAUUUACUGGCCAUGGACGGUAAUAGCUGAUACCGUGGCCGAUUGAAUCCAAACGAGGAGAGCUAGCUCUACUUGCCUGUUAAGCUUACAUAAAUCAUGCUGUUUAUACCAUGAAAUGAACACACACUUGUUUUUCAGAAAAAUACUUAUGUUUAUCUCUUCCAAUAGAAAAAUAGCAAGUCACCGCAGCUCCAUAGUGAAUCACCAUAAGGCUAAGCUAGUAACCUGGAGGCUAACACCACAGCUAAGCUAAUUCACGGAGAUUUUGCUAGCGGUUAUGUGCACUCAUUGUUACAAGUUCAAUAAAGUUACUCAUCGAGGGAGAAAGAGAAAAAAAUCACAAACCGAAGAUCAGGAUCUUCGGGUCGCUUCGACAGUUGUCUUAACUCCUAUCUGGUCUGGUGGUUUGCUGUUUUUUGGUGCAAUAUCAGUACUUUUAUCAAGGAAUAUAACUCUCAAUUAGCAAAGUCUCUAUUGUCCUCUUAAAUUAAAGUUAAUUAUCAGGAAAUAAAAGCAACUUUAGUAAUUGGUUCACCAAUGGGUUACAUGUACGAUACAUAGGAUAAACAUGAAAUUAAAAAGGUAUAUAUUCGGAAAAGUUAAAAAAACAACAACAUAUAUAUGGCUUUAUCCACAUUAUUUAAGUACAUUUUUUGCUGCCAUGUUUUUGGCUGCCAUGUUUUCUAUCAAAAUAUUCAGAAUUUCCAGAAAUGUGAUUAAAAAAAAAAAAAAAGAGCCAAUUUUUCUGUUAAGUGCUGAAAUCCUUGAUAUGUGAAUGUUGAUUUUUUUAAUAUUGUUGAUGAAAACACAGAUGUAGGACAGUGUUCCCUCUGAAAUUUGUGUGGCUUUUGAUACAUUGGACCAUCAUUUUAUAAAUCAUUUCAGGGAUAGAGUUGUUGUCUCAAAUAGUGAUGGCCAAAUGAAGCCUAAUGAACCACUGUCUUUAUUUUCUGAAGCCACUCAGUGGCACUGUUUGUUUAACAAAGGUUUGAAAACACAUUUCACUCCUUCGGCCUUUAUCUUUAAACCAAGAGCGCCAUCUGGUGGGGUCAGAAAAUAAAGAAAGUGGUUCAUGAGGCUUCAUUUGGCCAUCACUAGUCUCAGGUCCUGUCCCUGACUGGAUUUCCUGUGUCCUCUUAUACUGACUAACCAGAGGAAUUUAAAUAUCUUUCAGACUCAUUAUUACAGGGUGGUAUUCUAACAGAGUUGCUGUGUGUUUAUAUAUAACAUAUCACGUUUUUAUUCUCUUACGACAUUGUUUUACUAUUUUAUUACUAAAUGUGUGUGUGGACUUUUAAAAAUUGCUUCUUGUGCUCUUGUUUUCAGCACUAUACUGUCUAUAAAAUAUAUUGUUAUCAUUUUUAUGCAA
Messenger RNA from Epinephelus fuscoguttatus (brown-marbled grouper), 4068 nucleotides. Its product is annotated as tyrosine-protein phosphatase non-receptor type 23-like. The transcript is spliced from 9 exons. The coding region runs from base 69 to 1469 and encodes 466 amino acids. The record is from RefSeq and is a predicted model, not a curated record. Lineage: Eukaryota; Metazoa; Chordata; Actinopteri; Perciformes; Serranidae.